This is a messenger RNA of Dermacentor silvarum, 384 nucleotides long. Its product is annotated as histone H2A. The record is from RefSeq and is a predicted model, not a curated record. NCBI's taxonomy places the organism in Eukaryota, Metazoa, Arthropoda, Arachnida, Ixodida, Ixodidae. Gene Ontology annotation, molecular function: protein heterodimerization activity; DNA binding; structural constituent of chromatin. Gene Ontology annotation, cellular component: nucleosome. The transcript has a single exon. The coding region runs from base 10 to 384 and encodes 124 amino acids.
AGCAUCACCAUGUCCGGACGUGGCAAAGGAGGCAAGGCAAAGGGCAAGAGCAAGACCCGUUCCAGCCGUGCGGGUCUCCAGUUCCCCGUGGGCCGUAUCCACCGUCUCCUGCGCAAGGGAAACUACGCUGAGCGCGUCGGAGCGGGCGCUCCCGUCUACCUCGCGGCCGUCCUCGAGUACCUGGCUGCCGAAGUGCUCGAGCUCGCCGGCAACGCGGCUCGCGACAACAAGAAGACCAGGAUCAUCCCCCGCCACCUGCAGCUGGCCAUCCGCAACGACGAGGAGCUGAACAAGCUGCUCUCCGGCGUUACCAUCGCGCAGGGCGGCGUGUUGCCCAACAUCCAAGCCGUGCUUCUGCCCAAGAAGACCGAGAAGAAGGCGUAA